This is a messenger RNA of Lycium barbarum (goji berry), 792 nucleotides long. RefSeq lists its product as uncharacterized. The transcript is spliced from 2 exons. Lineage: Eukaryota; Viridiplantae; Streptophyta; Magnoliopsida; Solanales; Solanaceae. The coding region runs from base 1 to 792 and encodes 263 amino acids. The record is from RefSeq and is a predicted model, not a curated record.
AUGGCUAGAGAAUCUAGAACUCCUUCAGCUACCAAAGUCACUGAAAGUGAAAUAACCAUGACCUCAAAUCACCCAUAUCACCUUCAUCCUUCAGAUUCACCCGGGAUGAACCUCAUCAAUGUUGUGUUUGAUGGAAAGGGUUUCCCAGGAUGGAGAAGGUCAGCCCUAAUAGCCCUUUCUGCAAAGAAAAAGUUAGGGUUUAUUAAUGGAACAUGUAAAGAACUAGAUCUGGAAUCAACUGAGUACCCAAAGUGGUAUUGUUGCAAUAAUAUGGUCACUGCUUGGUUACUCAAUUCCUUGUCAAAAGAUAUCAAGGACAGUGUCAUUUAUUCAAGAACAACCAAAGAACUUUGGGAUAGUUUGAAGAGUAGAUUUGGUAAAUCAAAUGGAGCAAAAUUAUUUCAUCUAAAGAAAGAAUUGAGUGUCUUGGUACAAGGAAAUUCAGACAUUUCAGGAAAGGCAAAAAUAGCUAAAUCUAUGAUGGAUCAAAGGUUGAUUAAAUUUUUGAUGGGUUUAAAUGAUGUGUAUAGUCAUGCUAGGGCUAACAUUUUAAUGAUAAACCCUCUACCCAACAUGGACUAUGCUUAUUCUCUGUUGUUACAAGAUGAGAGCCAGAGGGAGAUUUUUGCAAAUGCUAAUAUGUUCUCAGAUUCAUCAUCUUUUAUGGUAACAAAUCAAGGAAGGAGCAAUUACAAACUGGGAACUCAUCUUUCAGAACUGGAAAUUAUCCUCCUAACUUGCAAAGAUCUGGAAAUUUUUCUCAAAAAUUUGGGAACAUUCAGCAGAGGGUAA